CGAACCCAACAAGAUCGGUUGAUUUACUAAAAAAACAGAGAGAGUCGAGGGACGCCGCCAUGCCAGAUUGCCAGCGCGCGAGGAGUCCUCGUCGGCAGUCGGCACGUCGCCAUGCGCUCUGCCUCUCCUCCUCAUCCGUCCGAUCGUCGGCGGCGAGAGCCUGCUGGCCGAGUCGACUUCGCAUCUGGAACGUAGAAGGAGCUUUGCGCAGGAGGAGGAGGAUAAGGCACCGGACUGCGGCUGCGUUGUCUUGCAAUUUGGCGAGGGGCCGGGCGAUGGCAGGGGAAGAGGAGGCACCCUUCUUUCGCAUUGGGGAUGACGUAUUGCAGGGCGAGGAGGAUGCGGGGGAGUCGCUCAAGUUUGAGGCGACGAGGGAGAUGGAAGAGGAAGAAGAUUCCUAUUCCUUCAUUGUUAUGCUGGAUGGUGAGGUAUGGCGGAGCAAGGCGCCGCGGUCGCCGAGGAGGACGGAAGCGGAGGAAGAAGCGGGCGCGACGAGGAUGGAGGAGCACGAGACACCAGAGCUUGAGGUGAUGGGGCCGGAGGAUGACGAGCCGCACUGGAUGUCUGUUAGCAAGUUUCGCCGUUACCGGAACAAACGAUGGUCUGGCCACUACGGUUCUUUCGAGGACACCACCAGGAUCCCACCCAUGCGUUUCACAGAGAAGCCUUUGGAGAAGGUUAAUGCCCGCAGGGAUACUCUAAAGAUCUUCUCAGUGAAGCUUGCUACAACAAGAGGGAACUUGCAGCUGCCAUUUUAUGUGUUCGGUAUGGUUGCCAUUCGCGACUCGCAGUAUUAUCUUCCAGCGCGAAAGAGAUGACUGCCAAACCCUUACCGAAAAGGAUCCAUAUUUGGUACUGGCAGGUCCUACCCGUGCUGUUAUGUUUGCAUUGAAUCCUGCGAUCAUCGAGGUUGACCUUAAAGUAAAGGGCACAACUGAGUCCAAGGAUGUAUACUUGAGCUUCCUAGUUGCGCCAUUAAGAUGCUAUAGCACGAUAUUUUCACACCUGUUUAACCGUGCUUACACUAGCAAGCUUAGCACACUGGAGUUUAGUCUUGGCCAAAUUGCUUUCUCUGUGGAGGCCACAUUAUUUGUGCGAGGCGUUCAUGGGUCAUGGCCAGAUGGUUUGCAUGGUCUAUUCGCCGCCUUUACUACCGGUUUUACUGACAAAUGUCCCUUUCGUGUCGGUGACAAAUACUCCACUGGUACCAGUGACGAGAGAAUCAUCUUGCUUGAUUCUGGAGGUGAGAAACUGCCUGUAGCUGGUGAUGGCAAGAUCAAGCUUUCAAUAAGAUAAGUUUUCACGCAUCGGAAGCCGGCAAAAGCAUCGGUGAGAUUGACAUUAGCUUCUGUAAAAUGGAAGUCACUGUUGUCUGGUCGCUCUUUUCAUGUUAUCCUUAGUUAGGGGAAAGUUGACAGUUGGGAAGGCGAUCGCAGUGCUAUGUAAAGAUUAAUUGGUUUCCACACCUUGGGAAACCAACGGUACCAAUGCAUCACACUAAUGUUGAUGCAGGCUUUUGUGUUACACAAAAGUAUAAUUUGACCGUACGUGCAUAUUCAAACCUAGGUUACGACGCUAAACGGGUCCGUGCAAGUUCGCGGACUGUCGAAGCAAACAUCCUUAGUGAAGUAAUUUCUGCUAUUUGAUUCUACAUGUACAAUUGUACACUGAGAUCAAGGUACACUAGAUUAUUUUGCCUCAGUAAUUGUGAACAUUCCAACACAAGAAAGAAAGUUUCUAUUCUCUGAUUGUACAUGUAAAGUGAGAUCAAGUGACACUAGAUUAUCCUUACUAGUAAGAUAGAUGUUAAACUGAACUUACAGCUGAAAGGGAGGACAACAGGGAACAAAAUGGUAUCUUCAAUAUUGUUUGCUCUGCUUUUCCAAAAAAAAAGAGUGGAACCCUUGAUCAGACUAAUUCCAUAAGAAAUGGAUCCCCUGAAGCCAUUACUCUGAUUAGCUUUACCAAUUCCAUCUCAUUCCGAACCUUCAAUGGGUACACUGCAUGCGCUUCAGCAGAAUAAGUUGAUGCGGAAGUCGUAUUUGAUGGCAGAUCUGCCCUAUAAACAAGUUUUGUCAGAGCUUUGGAUUCAGAGUUGCUUGGUGAAUCCAUUGCAGGGAGUAACAUGGGGACUGCAAAACUGUGAUGAAUAUCAAAGCUUCCUGUAGCUUUAACAAGAUAUGAGAAGUCACCGAUAUGCCGUUGAGGUAUGUAAAAUAUAUCUCCCUGCUGCAAUGAAUCAUCUUAUUUUCACCUACACUUCUUCUGUAAUUGCUUUGAUAAUGAGGUGGGAAAUUGUUGACUGCCUUUUUAACCAUAUCUCCUUGGUUCACAAACCACUCAAUUUUGUUACCUUGUAGAGGCACAUCCGACCAUGAUUCCUUCUCCUAGGGAGAGACUAAUUUGAUCAGAUCAAAAACUUCAGAAGUUCUUUAUUUCAUAUAUAUGGUUUCAGAAACCAUGACAUGGAUAUGCACCUGGUUGGUUAUCCAGAGCUUAGCCUUAUCGGCAUUCAAGAGGUUCAAGUAAUUGAGGACUUCAUGAUCAUGAAGGAACAAAAAACCUUGAGCACCUGCAAACCCAUCAAACACCUUCGGCAGGUACCUGCAAGGCUGCAAUGCAAAAUUAUCAGUACACACUUACAAAUACCAAGGGAAUGAAGCCUCACUUGAUGCAGAUUUUAUCAGGAUAAGAAAUGAAGCUAUUUUCACUCACUUGUAGUCUUGUGCCAAGUUGCUGAAUUCUACAGCAAGGUCAGAAUGUUUUGCUCUGAAACUGAAAGAAUAACAACUGCCCGAAAUAUCCGGCCGUAAAGCAGCCUCCACUCAGUACAGAUCGGUCCACCGGU
Setaria italica (foxtail millet) is the source of this 2848-nucleotide messenger RNA. RefSeq lists its product as uncharacterized. Lineage: Eukaryota; Viridiplantae; Streptophyta; Magnoliopsida; Poales; Poaceae. The transcript has 3 exons. The record is from RefSeq and is a predicted model, not a curated record. Bases 60 to 818 code for a protein of 252 amino acids.